This is a messenger RNA of Schizosaccharomyces cryophilus OY26, 2818 nucleotides long. RefSeq names its product alpha-1,2-galactosyltransferase Gma12. Gene Ontology annotation, molecular function: glycosyltransferase activity. Gene Ontology annotation, cellular component: Golgi membrane. NCBI's taxonomy places the organism in Eukaryota, Fungi, Ascomycota, Schizosaccharomycetes, Schizosaccharomycetales, Schizosaccharomycetaceae. Bases 591 to 1712 code for a protein of 373 amino acids. The record is from RefSeq and is a predicted model, not a curated record. The transcript has a single exon. Gene Ontology annotation, biological process: protein N-linked glycosylation.
CGAAAACUAGUUUCAUAUAAAUCAAGCUGCCGUCCGUCGAUGCUUUGUCCUAGGCAUAGGUAACAUUCGAUAACGUUUAGGUAGCACUGAAAACAAAGCAACCGACCUUAAAAGAACUGCAAACUUGUUUCCCUCCACCACCAAACCCAUCAGUUUUGAAAGGAUAUUCCUUUUUUUCUUUCUUUUCCGUUGAAAACGUCGAAUGCGUUUACGACCUUCAACCGUAACUUAAUUUCUUUCGUUUUUUUUGUCCCAUUGGUUAGUUUUGAAUAUUUUCGUAUUUUGUCCAGUACAAGAAUUUUGCAUUUACCACCUUGCUGAAGUGUCCAUUGAUUUUGAUCAUUCCAAAGCUGAUAGCUUUUUUUUGCAUUACUUAGAUUUCUUUCGUUUCUGGCUCCUAUCGGGACGCUUUGUUGCCAUUCUUUAAAGACCACCGAAUAUUUGCAUUAUUUUCUAAUCAUCGCAAAGUAGUGUACUAUUAUUCUUUAUUUUAAAGCAUUUAGACAUUAUUUAAGCUAUCUUUUAGGUUUUCCUUGUCGGUUCUUUUUUUCAACCUUUUUUAUUUGGUAUAUUUGCUUCUUUUUGUUAUCAUGCGCGCCCUGCCAUAUAUCGCUGCUGCCACCGUGAUCGUAUUUAUGAUUAUCGGAGGUGCUUGGUGGAACACGAGUCUGGAUACUCGCCUGCAGUCAAAAGUAGAGAAGAUACUCGACAAGCAUAGUUCGAUUUUUGUGACACCCACUGCCACAGUCACGAACCUUGAGACUGAUACGAUUCGUACUUCAAUCCAUACAACCAUUAGUCAGACUGCGACUACCACCCAAACAAUGACUUCUACUCCUACGACGACUUCUGUUAUUCAUCGAUUGGAACAAACAGAUCCUCAUCCCGACAACUCUAAAAUUGUCAUCCUUAUGGGUAGCAAUUUCCACAAAGAAGAUGGCCCUCUUCAUCCAUAUGCUAAAUCAAUCAUAAAAAACCGCCGCGAAUAUGCCGAGCGUCAUGGCUACAUUUUUGAAUUCUUAGAUGCAAGCGAUUAUGCUUCCAAAGUUGCCGGUCACUUGUUCCCAUGGGUUAAGGUUCCCAUGCUUAAGGAUACUAUGGACAAAUAUCCUAAUGCUGAAUGGAUUUGGUGGUUGGAUCAUGAUGCUCUUAUUAUGAACAAGGACGCAAACCUCGUUGAUUACCUCCUUGACCACAAUAAGCUUAAUAGUCUUUUAACCCGUGGGGCUGAAUAUAAGAGUGGUGCUGGAGUAGACUCUGAUGGUUUUCGUGCGCCUGAACAACAAGAGGCUGAGGAUGUUCACUUCAUUAUGUCGCAAGACUUUAAUGGAAUUAACGCAGGAAGCCUUUUCGUCCGUAACAGCGAAAUGGGUCGCUGGAUCGUUGACAUGUGGUUUGAGCCUUUGUACUUGGAUCACAUUCAAGGGUAUGCUGAACAGCAAGCGAUAUCACAUAUGAUUUAUUAUCAUCCCAGCGUCCAUCAACAUGUUGGUCUUGUUCCACUCCGCACGAUCAAUGCGUAUGACUUUGCGGAUCCCUGGGGUUGGCAAGACGGUGAUAUUUGCAUCCAUUUUGCUGGUUGUAACUUUUUCCACAAUUGCCCUGAAAAAUUUGAGAAAUUUGCCAAGAUACUUUCCAGUAAGCAAGGUGAUGAUUGGUUAGAUCCUGAAGAAAAGGAGUUCAUGAAGCAGAAGAUGUCUGCUCAUGAUUAAUCCCCAUUAACAUUGAGAGUUUGGAUUAAAUUGGGUUGUGAUAAUCGUUCAUAUUUAAUCUUGUCUUCUAUAAUCUACAACCUUCCUAUUUAAUGCAUGUGUCAUUCGAAAUCCUAAAGUUUUCCUUUGAAAUAUUGGGUUUCUUUCACUUCGACUUUAUUUAUAUAACCGUCCUUAUCCUUAGACCAUCUCUUGAUUUGAAUGCUUCUUGUUCAAUACUCUAAUAAUAUGCUAUUAGUUUUUAGUAGUGUACAGGCGUCUUCGAUAUGUACUGACUUCAAGGUGAAUUGCAACGAGCGUCUAAGUUGUCUUUCGUUUCUCCAGAAUGAUUAAUUUGAAAUACGUCAAGCUUUUUGUAACCACUAAAGCAAAAUUGGUUUAUAAAGCGAUGAGACCGAAAUACUUGAUCUAAUAUGACUGAAGAAAGAAAGUUGCAACUGGGAGCGUUCAAGAUGCUCGUAAAACUUUAAAACAGUUUGAAAAUUAGUAUGGAUCUCAAUGUAUGCAAUACGAUUUGAGAAAAGCCAAAUAAUUGUAUCAUGACUUUCAGAAGGAAUACUUGAGUUUUCAGCUUAUGAACUUAGCAUUGUAACUAUAGUCAGAAAGUCAAUCCUUAAAGUCAAAUAUUGAAUCUAUUAGAUUCAUGUCUUUUAAAUUAGGAAUUCAAUCAAAUUCCAAAACGGUAAUAUACAAUACCCCCUCCCAAGUACUACAGAAGGAAAUUAACAUAAUUUACUUGUAUUAUUAUAAUCACAAGGGAUUUAAGAUGAAAUUUGGCGUUUUCUACAUAGUAACUGCUCAGACUUGUUCCCCAGAGUCUAAGCUCUAAUGUUAGAGUGAAUAAUGCUUAUUUUAUACAAUUCCCUUUAUGUUGUCUUUUGAGUCGGGUCUUUAUAAAUCUCAAUUCAGCUACAAAAUAGAACAAGAUUCAACACUGAAGGUUUACAAUAUUUCCUUGAAUAAAAGAUAAAUUGAUAUUCAACAUCUUGAAUGCAUCAAUUCAAACAAGAGACGCUUUCUCUUAAGUAUUUUGGUUUCUCAUUAAUUCGUUACGAACUUUUCAAUGAACCAACAAGCAACACCACCAAAAAAAAACUUUCUCGCUU